Molecule: messenger RNA, 1127 nt
Organism: Tribolium castaneum (red flour beetle)
Lineage: Eukaryota; Metazoa; Arthropoda; Insecta; Coleoptera; Tenebrionidae
Gene: eIF2Balpha
Product: eukaryotic translation initiation factor 2B subunit alpha
Exons: 8
Coding region: 153-1067 (304 amino acids)
Biological process (GO): translational initiation
Cellular component (GO): eukaryotic translation initiation factor 2B complex
Molecular function (GO): guanyl-nucleotide exchange factor activity; translation initiation factor activity
Source: RefSeq, a predicted model, not a curated record
CACGGCGGGCGUGACUCUAACCACUGCCAAGACCACGUCGGUAAGGCAGUGACCAGUCAAGCGAAAAGGGAGGUUAAGUCAAUUGUUUAAUUUUGAAAAUAAACACAAUUGUGACAAUAAUUUGGCUUUAAGGCCACGUUAUUUACAUAAUAAUGGAUAAGCAAGAAGUUAAGGCCUUUUUCGACAAAACAAUCGCCGAAAAUGAGGACCUGUCGGUGGGGGUUGUUGCGAUAAUGACCCUCAUGAAAAUCAUCGAAAAAUAUCAAGACAAUACGGUUCAGGGCCUUGACGAGAACCUAAAACUGGGCAUUUUGGCAAUAAAAACGUCCGACUAUCCCGUCACCGCGAUAAAUUCCGGUUGCGAACUUUUUAUGCGCUUCAUAACGUUGGCAAAACUUGACUACAAUAGUUUUGAGCAAUGUCGUAACGUUAUGCUCGAACGUGGCAACAUUUUCCUAAACAGAUUGAAACAAUGCCGUGCCAAAAUCGUGAAACUGGCCACAAAAUUCAUAGCUGACGGUUCUAAAGUCCUCACACAUUCACGGUCACGUGUCGUGCUUCAAACUUUGAUUGAGGCGUCACGUCAAGGCAAACAAUUCGAGGUUUACGUCACGAAAUCCGCGCCUGAUAACAGCGGGGACGUCAUGUGCAAAAAUCUGACUAGUGUGGGAAUCCCCUGUACGUUGAUUCUCGACUCUGCGAUUGGUUAUGUGAUGGAACAGGUUGAUUUUGUCAUGGUGGGGGCCGAGGGGGUUGUGGAAAGUGGGGGGAUUGUUAAUAAAGUUGGUAGUUACACUAUGGCCGUUUGUGCUAAAGAAAUGAAAAAACCCUUCUAUGUUCUGACGGAGAGUUUUAAAUUUUCGCGCCUGUUUCCACUAAAUCAGGGGGAUUUACCGCCGGAGUAUAAGUACUCUGCAAGUGCGCGUCAACUUGAUGAGAGGGAUUUUAAGAAAAUUCAUCCCUUAGUGGAUUACACGCCCCCGUUUUACAUCACUCUAUUGUUCACCGAUUUGGGGAUUUUGACUCCGAGCGCCGUCAGCGACGAAUUAAUCAAAUUGUACUUGUAAUAAAUUUAAUAAAUUGACAGUUUGUGGCUAAGGUUACCCCACCAAAUUUUUUAAAAUUUA